Suillus fuscotomentosus is the source of this 819-nucleotide messenger RNA. RefSeq lists its product as uncharacterized. The record is from RefSeq and is a predicted model, not a curated record. Bases 1 to 819 code for a protein of 272 amino acids. The transcript is spliced from 11 exons. Lineage: Eukaryota; Fungi; Basidiomycota; Agaricomycetes; Boletales; Suillaceae.
AUGAACCGGCCAACAUCCGAGUUAUAUCGAUUGUCAGAUCAGGGUUUCAAUGCUGUAGUUGCGGCUUAUGAGCUGGAGUGGCAGAACACGUUGGACAUACUACAGGGCGAAAUACUCCGCCAGGCAGCUCCGAUUCGACGACUUGAAGAAGAAACUGAGCGUCUCCGAGCACAGGAAGUCGAAAAUGCCCACAUUCGUGAAGCAAUGGAAGUCGAAAAUGCUCAACUUCAUGAAGCAAUGAUGCAACGAGAGCACCAAGCACAGGCCGAAAUCGAGGAACUUCGUGCAAAGCUACAUACAGCUUUAGCCGUUGGUGCGAAGGCAGCGCGGGAGGAAGGAGGUUACGAAGACUUGUACUGUUUGUGUUACAGCAUGGUUGUGGAGGUGAUGGUUUGUCAUCCCCAUUUCAUCGAUGUUCAGAACCCAAUUGCAAAGGCUAUCGUUUGUCCUGAGUUCACACAAACAGACGCGGCCGAUGUUUUGUUCAAGGAUUUGUCGAGUGGUUUCAAUGUUGAAGAGAUGGGCCAAAUCUAUGCUAUCAUUAACUCCCGCUUUUGUGAACAGCUUGAAGACGGACCAGCUGACUGCUAUCUUGCAGCUGUAUGCUUAGAUCCACAUAUUGCAAUCCUGCAUAACCCGCUCUCUCUCAAAAUCAAGAUUCCUCCCAUUCCUUCAACAGCUGCGCCUGAUAUCCUCACAUCGCCAACUUAUGUCCGAGUUCUCAAAUACCUCAAGAUUGUGAUUGAAGCUGAGUUCAAUUCCCAGCACCACUCCGCCCUCAAAGGAAAACAGCUGUCGAUGUUCAUGAAGCUUUUGUGA